AUGGUUGUGAUUGGUGGAGUUGGUGGUGGGGAUGGUGAUGAAAGUGAUGGUGAUGUUGAGUUUGUUGAUGUUGGUGAUGAUGGUUAUGGUGAUGGUUGCAUUGGUGGAGAUGGUCCUUGUGAUGGUGGUGAUGAUGGUGAUUAUGAUGAUGGUGGUGGCGAUGAUGGUGGUGAUAUUGGUGGUCAGGAUGUCAUAGUGAUGAUGGCGGUGAUGGUAAUGGUGAUGGUUGUUGUGAUGAUGGUGAUGGCGUUUGUUGUAGUGAUGGUGGUUGCUUUGGUUGUGGUGAUGGUAUUGGAGACGUAG
Dreissena polymorpha is the source of this 303-nucleotide messenger RNA. RefSeq lists its product as uncharacterized. NCBI's taxonomy places the organism in Eukaryota, Metazoa, Mollusca, Bivalvia, Myida, Dreissenidae. The transcript has 2 exons. The coding region runs from base 1 to 303 and encodes 100 amino acids. The record is from RefSeq and is a predicted model, not a curated record.